This is a messenger RNA of Monosiga brevicollis MX1, 1850 nucleotides long. RefSeq lists its product as uncharacterized. The transcript has 5 exons. Gene Ontology annotation, molecular function: ATP binding; ATP hydrolysis activity. NCBI's taxonomy places the organism in Eukaryota, Choanoflagellata, Craspedida, Salpingoecidae. The coding region runs from base 45 to 1850 and encodes 601 amino acids. The record is from RefSeq and is a predicted model, not a curated record.
CCUCGUCGUCGUCGUCGUCGUUGUCGCCGCCGUCGCCGUUCAAGAUGCCGUCUGACGCUGCUUUGAAGCGCGCUGAGGCCAAGAAGAAACGUGCCGAGCGCAAGGCCGCAUCUCUUGCUGCCAAGGGUGACACAGAACAGGCGGCUGCUUUGGCUGCCAAGGCCGAUGAAAUCACCCCCAUAACCAGCGAGCUUGAGAAGGUCGCGCUCAACGCUCGUAACACCACGGGUGUCCUCGCUUCCCACGAGCAAAGCCGUGAUGUCAAGCUCAUCAACUUUAGUCUCACCUACCACGGUGUCGUCAUGUUCGAGGAUACCACCCUCGAGCUCAACUACGGUCGCCGCUACGGUCUGCUCGGUCCCAACGGUGCGGGCAAGUCGACACUCCUGACAGCCAUUGCCGAACAGGAUGUCCCCCUCCCCGACCACUUUGACAUCUUUCACCUCAAGAAGGAGAUUGACGCCACGGACCUGACGGCCCUGGAAGCCGUUCUUGACGUCGAUGCCGAGCGCAAGCGUCUGGAAGCUGAAGCUGAGCGCCUCAUUGAGAUGGACUUGGCCGAGUCGGACCGUCUCACCUCCAUCUACGAGCGUCUGGAUGCCAUGGAUGCCUCCCUCGCUGAGGCCAAGGCUGCCAAGCUCCUCCAUGGUCUUGGCUUCACCAAAGAGAUGCAGGCCAAGAAGACCAAGGACUUUAGCGGUGGUUGGCGCAUGCGUAUCGCCCUCGCCCGUGCCCUCUUCAUUCAGCCUUCCAUCAUGCUGCUCGACGAGCCCACCAACCACUUGGAUCUUGAGGCCUGUGUGUGGCUUGAGGAGGAGCUCAAGAACUACCCCGCUUGCCUCGUCAUCAUCUCCCACUCCCAGGAUUUCCUCAACGGCGUCUGCACCAACAUCAUGCAUCUCCAGAACCGCCACCUCAAGUAUUACUCGGGUAACUACGACCAAUACGUCAAGACCCGUGCUGAACUCGAGGAGAACCAGAUGAAGCGCUACCAACAGGAGCAAGAUCAGAUUGCCCACAUGAAAAACUACAUUGCUCGCUUCGGUCACGGUAGCGCCAAGCUGGCCCGUCAGGCCCAGUCCAAGGAAAAGGUCCUGGCCAAGAUGGUCGCCGGUGGUCUCACCGAAAAGGUGCAGGCUGAUCACUCGAUCGAUUUCAAGUUCCCUGAUUGCGGCAAGCUGCCCCCGCCCGUGCUCAUGGUUGAGAACGUCAGCUUCAAGUACCCUGGCACUGAAAAGUACCUCUACCGCAACCUGGACUUUGGCGUCGACCUUGACACCCGUCUUGCCCUGGUCGGCCCCAACGGUGCGGGCAAGUCCACCCUCCUCAAGCUCAUCGUCGGUGAGCUCACCCCCACCGAGGGUCAGAUUCGCCGCAACGCCCAUCUCCGCUUUGCCCGUUACCAUCAGCAUCUCGAGGAUCAGCUCGACUUUUCCCUUUCCCCUAUCACCUUUAUGCAAAAGGAAUUUCAGGAGGAACUCAAGGAGAUUGAGGAUGCCCGCAAGGCCGUCGGUCGCUUCGGCCUCACUGGCAAGAUGCAGACCAUGCCCAUCGAGCAGCUGAGCGACGGCCAGCGCUCGCGCCUCAUCUUCGCCUGGCUGGCCAUGACCCGCCCUCACAUGCUCAUUCUUGACGAGCCUACUAACCACUUGGACAUGGAAACCAUCGACAGUCUGGCCCGUGCCAUCUCUGGCUUCGAGGGCGGUGUCUUGCUUGUUAGUCACGACUUCCGUCUCAUCGACCAGGUCGCUCAGCAGAUCUGGAUUGCAGAAAACGAGACCGUUACCCGUUGGGAGGGUGAUAUCUUGGCCUACAAGGAGCAUCUGCGUCGCAAGCUCGAGGAGAACUGA